AUGGAGAGGAAAGGAGGAGCACCACCCUCGACGGCGGCGCGUCCCAGGAAUAAUAUCCGAUCACACGCUUCCACGGAGGGAGUUUUCAACGGCGGGGCCACCGUGGGGUAUAGCCCUGGUCCCAUGACUCUACUUUCCAACUUAUUCGGCGAUGGCGAUGAGUGUAAGUCGUUCUCGGAGCUCCUCGCCGGCGCCAUAGUGGACCCCACCCCACCCCAGUUCUUUCUUGAUUCACCUUCUCAGGCUGUAGAAUGGUCUAACAUACGAAAGGAUAAGAUCAUAAAUAAGAUGGUAAAUGUACGUGAACAUUAUAUGAAAGAAAGUGAUGCAGCAAAAGGACACUUUGGAAUGACAGACCAGCAAAUGCUAGCACAGGUCACACACUCCAAUGUGCAAAUCCAAGCUGAACAUCCAUUCUCCACAGCAGUGCCUGCUACCACAUUGACACAGUUUCACUCUCCAUCUGUCAAUGCUGAUAAGCCUAAUGAAGAUGGAUAUAACUGGAGGAAGUAUGGGCAGAAACAUGUCAAGGGUAGUGACUUUUCUCGAAGUUAUUACAAAUGCACACAUCCAAAUUGUCCUGUCAAGAAAAAGCUUGAACGAUCUCUUGGGGGUCAUGUAACUGCAAUUAUUUAUAAAGGAGAGCACAACCAUCCACGUCCUCAUCCCAGUAAGACCACAAGAGGUACCCUAACUUCAACUGAAAAUUCAGAUAAGUCGAAAGAAGAGAUGAGUUCUCAGAUGGAUCUAGAAUCUAGUCAGGCAACAGCUGAACAUGGGUCGGGGACAAGUGAUAGUGAUCAUGAGACUGAAGUGGAUGAGAAAAAUGAUGAACCUGAUCGCAAGAGGAGAAACACAGAAGCCAGACACCAGGAUCCAGACUCUUUGCAUAGAACUGUGGCAGAACCUAGAAUCGUUGUGCAGACAACAAGUGAAGUGGAUCUCUUGGAUGAUGGAUAUAGAUGGCAGUGCGAGAUGCAUGGUUUUACGGUGUGUAGGAGCUAUUACAAGUGCACAACCCCAGGUUGCAAUGUUCGAAAGCAUGUUGAGAGGGCUUCAACUGAUCCUAAAGCUGUCAUAACAACGUAUGAAGGAAAACAUAAUCAUGAUGUGCCAGCAGCUAGAACUAAUAGCCACACACUUGCCAACAAUAAUGCAUCACAGCUGAAAGAACAAAAUGCCACACCCAAUGAGACGCAUCGUUUCAGCAGCAGGGGUGUUGGGGGUUAUGAACAGCGACCUGUGGAAAAUCUAAGAUUGAAGGAAGAGCAUAUAACUUAG
Molecule: messenger RNA, 1281 nt
Organism: Sphenostylis stenocarpa
Lineage: Eukaryota; Viridiplantae; Streptophyta; Magnoliopsida; Fabales; Fabaceae
Source: the annotation of a GenBank genome assembly